UUCCUGAGAACUUAGCAGAGGAGUUUCAAAACUUUUUUUUCCAGAGGAAUUGGUACACUCAAAUAAGGAAGGUUUUCGAAUCGGGGGGGGAAGGAGGUUUCAAUGAUAUUCAUGCAAACAACCGAAAGAAGAAACUUUUCCCCCCAGUUCGACCGAGAGAUUAGCAACCUCAGUGGCGAUGCGAUGUGAGUGAGCGAUGCCUUGUGGAAAUGGACAAACUGUAUCCAAGCGAAAACAUGGCGUCUGUUCCUCACUGUUCGGACUUUCCACCAGUCUACUGCUUUCCUUGUGUUUUGCUCUCACCUCGGGAAUGGUGGACUCGGUCAACCAUCACUGUCCCAAGAACUGUACAUGUUCAGUUGUGGGACCACAAAGUGUCGUUAACUGCUCUAACACAGGGCUCGACCGGGUACCAGAAGCGACGGACAUCCCGUACUACACCAGUAUUCUGGAUCUUUCAAAAAACCAAAUUUCCUCUGUAGAUGCCAGUGUCUUUGAUCAUCUGACUUCCUUGAAAGAAUUAUAUCUUCAAGGUAACCGUUUAAGUAUUCUUCCUCAUGGGAUUCUUGGAUGUAGAACAUUAUCCAUAAUAGAUUUAAGCAACAACCAGAUUUCUACAUUAGAAGAAAGAAUAUGUGAUAAUUUAUUUAAUUUAAGUGAAAUAAACUUGAGUUUCAAUCCAUUUGUCUGUGAUUGCAAACUUUUCCGAUUGGUAAGUUGGAUAGCGGAGAGGGGAGUGGUUGUCCACCAACCUGAAUCCAUGCAAUGUGCCAAACCGCCAGAGGUGAAGAACCUGCCUCUUUUAAACGUCAGCCUUUCCAGUGUUAUAUGCGGGUUAAACUACGCAGCCUGCUUGUUCGAUACGAACACCGAAAGGAAGGAGCUCGUCAUCUUUUCAUCGUCGACUUCAGGGAACUUCACGCGGGACUCCUGCAAUGCUCACUGCUUCAAAACGGGGCAGCUGUAUGGGGGCCUGGGCUCCAAAAACGAGUGCCUGUGCAGCACAAACUCUGAGCCCAACUUCAUCAGUGAAUCCCAGUGCUCCGCGGCCUGCGCGGACAACCAGGUGAUGAAGAACUGCGGCUGGACGUUGGCCAAAGAGGUCUUCCUGGUGGACUUUGCUGCCUCUUUCCGCCAGCUGCAGGCUUUCAGCGUCCACAAGGAAGCCACACUUUCCAUCAGUAUUUCGGUCUCUGUCAGCACUUUAUCAUGGGACUUUGGAGAUCUAACGCCUUUGCUCAAUACCACCACAACUUGGGCCUCUCACAAGUAUGCUCUGCCUGGGAGGUACAGGGUGAAGGUCACACUCUGGUCGGGAAACAAGGACAAAACCAUCCACACGGACAUUGACGUCAUCGUUCCGGCCCGCCUGGAGGUAAAGUGUCCUACCGUAGUUACCGCCAACGACAGCAUCGACGUCCGGGUUUGGAACCUGGGUGGCACAGACCUUGCUGUGGACUGGAGAAUGACUGGCAAUGGCAACGAAACUCUCAGAGCGACCCCGUACUGUCCGCCCGAAGGCCUCGUCUGCUCGGAGAACGGCCACUGCUACCAUGUGCUCAGAGGCGAGUCUCCCUGGCUGGAGGCCCGACAGCAGUGCCUUUCGCACAGAAGUGGUGACCUGGCCGUAGUGAACACUCCCCACAUCCGCAACUUCCUGAUCGGACAUAUACGAAAUGACCGAGGCGUGUGGGUUGGACUCAGCGACGCUGGAAGUCCUGGGAUUCUGCAGUGGGUUAGCGGCUCGGCUCUGGAAGCUAGCGAUGACUGCAAGAGGGAGAAAGAGGCACAGGUGUCAGGGAACACCUGCGUUUCCCUGAACUCCACCGGCCAGUGCAACACCCACCUUUGCUCCUCCAAAAGAGGCUUCAUCUGCGAAUUCCGACCACACGCAACAAUACCUGAUGCAGAUGUAUUCCUGGAAGGCUGCGCCGUCUUCAGCAGACAUUGGCCAUUCGAACCGGCAGCCACGGUCACGGUCUUGACCAACCCUGCAAGGGAGGUGGAAUUGCUGAUGUUCCCAAGUGUGUGGUUCAGGAAUGGAGGCCGCCUGUCAGCUCUGGAGCUUGUGAUCCAGGAGCUGAAAGAUCUAGUGCAAGUUAGGUUUCAGGUUUAUAGACCACAAUGCACACGGCGGGAUCUCCAUCUUCUUUUGCCAGUGUGCGGAGAGCUCUGUGUGCCCACAGCUGUGUGCUACGAGGAGGAGGUGAACAUCACAGUGGGCUCUUGUCCAGCUCAACAGCAAUGGUGCCAUUUCCUGUCCAGAUGUUUGCCCCUUAGCAGCCCCUGCCACCCCAGUUUGUGCUCCAACUGCUCGAGCGCAAGAUCCCUCUCCUCGGCUUUCACUCACCCCAACUACAGCCUUGUUGAAGAAGUCCUCUUCACCCUGCCACCUGGAAAAUCCAGACACUACUUGGUAAAAGAAGGGAUUGAGGAUAUCCACGUCUCUCCCGGUGACUUCAUUGCUAUCCAGCAUGAUGCAGGGCCUGGAUUUCUCAUCAGCUGUGACCGAAACCCUUCAUCUCCAUGGAGACAGAGCUACUUCACGGUGAACCACUCUGAUUGGAUAACUCCCUCCCUCGACAACACAGCGCCUGGGGCCUGGACUGAAGACGCCGUGUGCUACCUGAGAGUCUUGUACACUCGGAAGCAGGUGGUGCCCAUCGAGAGUGAGCUUCUCAAAGCCGGCCUGCCCAAUCAAGGCCUGUACACUUUUCAGGUGUCUGCAGAAAGCGAAGCUCUUUCAAGCCAAACGUCCUGCACCAUCCAAAUAGUUCCCCCGCUCAGCGUAGCUGUAGUCUACCCGCCCAGCCAAGAUGGCACUCUGUACUUGCCCACUAACCACACCUUCCUUCUUGUGAAGAUAACCUCCUGGGGCAGGGCUGUUGCCCGCUGGCAAGGCAGCAACCAGACUUUCCCUUUCCAAGAAACCUGCCCCACAGAGCUUGCCUCUGCGGUUGAGGCCUGUCGGGGCAACGCAGACAACAGCACUCUGUUUGCCUACAUGGAUUUGGACCUGACAGCCCCCCAGGAGUCUCAGGUUGUCAUCACGGUGGAAAAUCCAUUGAGCGCUGCCAACCUCACAGUCAAGGUCAAAGUGGAAGAACCUCUAAGAGGAUUGAAAAUUGUUCCCAAUCCAAACCAGAGAGUGCUAAUGGAGUCGUUAGUGAGUUACACUGCAACAGUAGAGGAGGGUUCUGAUGUCAUUUUCAAGUGGACCGUUGAUGACAAACCGUCCUUCACAUAUUACAACACUGUGCUCAAUGUCAUUUACCAGAAUGCAGCGGUAUAUAAGCUGUCUGUCAUGGCUUCCAACCGUGUGAGCAGUUUGACCCAGCACUACAACGUGACGGUGGACAGAAUGCUGAAGAUGGCCGGUCUGACCGUGAUGGGCGUCCCAGCGAUUGUCACCCAGGGCUCAGCGGAAACGCUCUCUGCUAGCAUCAACGUGGACAUAUCUGUGGACGCCACCGUCAGAUGGUGUUUCGGGGAUGGAGGUUAUCAAGAGUAUAGCUUCAAACCGCCCUACGAUAAUUCUCUUAUUCUUCCUGAAACGAAUGCAAAGCAGGUGGUUUUACAACAAAAUGUAACCUACACCUACCCACAGCCAGGAGAAUAUACCCUGACUGUGUCAGUGUCCAAUAGGUAUGAAAAUGUCAGCCAGCAGAUACAUGUUUUUGUCUACAGCAUCCUUACUUCUGUGGAAAUACAGAACGACACAGACCCACUGGUUGUUGGGAUGCCAGCAGUGUUUGAGGCCCAUCCCCUGCCUUCUCCUUACGGUAUCGUCUACACCUGGAACUUUGGGGAUGGCUCUCCUUGUCUGCAGGGGCGUGAGCGAAGAGUGAACCACACCUUCAGUCAGAGCGGAGUCUACACCCUUAGUGUCCUAGCCAACAACACAAUCAGCAGUAUCGGCUCUCAGAUGAGCAUCCUUGUCUUUGAAGAAAUCAGAGGACUGACGGCCUCCUCCAGUGGGCCUACGGAACUUAACACUCCUACCUAUAUAAACGCCUUUGUGGAAUCUGGGAAUAACAUCACAUGGAUUUUUGAUAUGGGAGACGGGAGUGUCCUUACGAGUGCUGAGCCGGAGGUGGAACACAAGUAUGUGAAAGACGCAACCUACGUGGUGAACAUCACUGCCAUGAACCAUGUCAACUCUCUGUCAGUGUCCCUCCGUGUUCAGGUGUUUGUGCUGGAAGUCUUGAAACUGGAGCCUUCUGGCUGUAUUCAGGAGCUCCUCAACAUAAGCUUCAUUGCUUUUGUGUCUGGCAACUCUUCAAGUUAUGUGUACGAAUGGAGUUUUGGGGAUGGCUCACCAAAUCGGACUAUCCACCACAGUCCAGAAGUGGCACAUAGGUUCUCGAGGAGUGGAAACUACCAUCUCUCUUUGGUUCUGUCAAGCAGUGUGAACAAAGCCAAUUUUUUCACUUGCGUUUGUGUUCAGCCAGUGGUUACAAAUGUCACCCUCCUUCCUCAGAGCAGCUACACCAGACUGGGAGAGGAGAGCGAGUUCAUCGUAGCUGCUUUUCCCGAAUUCCAGUACACAUACUUCUGGGACUUUGGCACCAAUGACUCUUCUGUUCGAGGGACCAACAAAAUGGGGUUUACGUACAAAAGCCCAGGACGGUACUUUGUGACCGUGACUGUUCUCAACAACAUCUCGUUUAGCAACAACACAGCCCUUGUAGAGGUUCAAGAAUCUAUUGGCUUAGUGGUGAUUCAGCACAAUGGCACAAAAUCCAAUAAUCUAGCCCUGCACGAGGUGUAUAUGUUUACAGCCUUCGGUGAUUAUUGCAAGGCACAUUACACGUGGGACUUUGGAGAUGGAAGCAUCCUCAUGGGUCGUAAUGCUGCACAUGCAUACAAUUCCCCUGGCUAUUUUAACAUCACCCUGACAGGAACCAAUGAGGUUAGCACUAACAGUACUCAAAUUACUGUCUCCGUUAUAACACCAAUCCGUGGCUUGACAAUCAAUGCAAGUAUGAUCAACGUGCCUCUGAAUACAUCUGUUAAUUUUGAUGCACAUCUCAUAGAAGGCGAUGAUGUUCAUUAUUCCUGGAUUCUGUGCGACAGGUGUACACCGAUUCCCGGGUCAUCAACCAUAUACUACACUUUUCGAUCCAUCGGAACCUUUAAUGUCAUUGUCACAGCAGAGAAUAGAAUUAACUCAAUGCAGGCCAGCAUCUUUAUUUUUGUUUUAAGAGAGCUCGAGGGUCUUCAGAUUUUAGCGGAUGAUCUUGUGGAUGGCUGUUGUUUCAUGACUAAUAAAGCACUCCAUAUGCAAGCGACACUCCGUGAGGGAACCAACAUGUCCUUCAGCUGGACCAUUUUGAAAGGCCAAGAGGCCAUUCUGAACAUCAGUGGAAAGGAAGCAAUCGUCAACUUCCCUGAGCCCGGCGUUUAUGAUGUUAUUGUAAAGGCCACCAAUCUCUUGGGCCAAAUCAGUGUAAUCAAAACUAUUGAGUUUUUAGAUCCAGUAGGAAGUGUAAGUCUGAAGGCAACUCCUAAUCCUGUUGCAGUAAAUGCCUUUACUAACAUUACUUUGUUAGUGAGUGGUGGCACAAAUUUAGAAUGCCUUUGGUCCACUAAUGAUAAUUUUACCUUGACUUCAAAGAAUCAGUCCAUUGUUCAUCAGUUUAAAAGUCCCGGGCUCAAAUUUGUCAGUGUCACGGUUGCCAAUAAAGUGAGCUCUAAUACAGCUUCGGAUUGGAUAAGUGUACAGGAGCCCAUUUCAGGGGUAACAUUUACCCCUAAAGAUGUUGCAGACCAGCAGUACAUUGCCUCAGGCACAACUCUGACACUACAGGGAAACAUCCAAACAGGUACCAAUGUUUCUUGGACAUGGCACCUUCCCAACAGCUCUGAAAUGGGACGACAGAUAUCUUAUUGCUUCCCAGUAGCUGUGCUUUAUACAAUUACAUUAAAUGUUUCUAAUGACAUCAGCUGGGCGGUUACCACUAGAAACUUCACUGUGCAAGAUAAAAUAGAGGGGUUAGAACUUAAAGCCAGCAGGAACAUUGCUGCCGUGAAAGAAAAUGUCAUUUUCAUGAUUGGUAUAUCAUCAGGAACGUCCGUGAGCUUUCACUUAAGUAUUAGUGGUGACUCCAGUGUACUUACCUUAAAUACCUUAAAUUUUACCCACCAGUUCACCAGAGUGGAUACCUAUGUUGUUAAUCUGACGGCUCAGAACCAAGUCAGCUCAGAAAGAACAAGUACAGUUGUAACAGUUAUGGAGCCAAUUAGUAGGUUGACGAUGGUUAACUGCUGUGAGCAAGCCAUCCCAGUUGGUGUAACUAAAAUGUUCAGUGCUGAAACUCAGUCGGGAAGCCGUGUGACUUACCUUUGGACUUUUGACCUGCACUUUGGUUCCAAGACAUCCUUGAUUGGGAAGGAAGUUUUCUACACACCCCCAGAGCCAGGACAGUUAAUCAUAUAUCUGAGAGCAGUCAAUGCAUUAGGAGGUCAGAACAUAACGAAAGUAAUACAGGCCCAGAACAUCCUGCUUUCUGCUGUCCUUGAAGCUCAACCUCAAGAAACAUUGGUCAAAAAGUCCGUCCUUCUGACUGCUUUCGUUUUGCCGAGACCUCACGAAGGCACAUUCCUGUGGAAUUUUGGAGAUAGUUCGGAAAAACAAGAAAGCAACACGCCAUCCAUCUCCCAUUCCUACUCUCAUCCAGGGGUGUUCACCGUCCAGGUGAAUGCCAGCAAUUUUGUGAGUUUCGUUGUUGCCCAGAUUAACGUCACUAUACAGGAACUUGAGUGCGAGGAACCAGAGGUCCAGUUGGUGCAUUCGUCCCAGGUGGUAAUCAAAAGAUCACAGAGAAAUUAUAUGGAGGCAACUGUUGACUUAAAAGGAUGCACCAGGUACGAUGUGGAAUAUUUGUGGGAAAUCUACAGAGUGUCAGCUUGUGCGAACCUACGUGAUACUGUUAAAGUAAAACUUCAUGAUGAUCUAGAUGUCCGGAGACCUCAGCUGGCCAUUCCAAAAAUGGCACUGGGUGUAGGCAACUACUGUGUGGUGUUUUCCCUUUCAUACAAAGGCAGCCCACUCAGAAAGAGCAUUUCCCUCAGUCUCAGUGUGAUCCCAGGAAAACUGGUACCAAUAAUUGAUGGUGGGACAUUUAGAAUCUGGUCCAAAUCUCAAGAUCUGCUAUUAAAUGGAGAAAAGUCCUACGACCCAAACCUAGAUGCUGAAAACCAGUCACCUCUAAGCUAUUCCUGGGACUGCUUUCUUUCAUCGAAGAACUCCCCUAUUGGAUGUAGUUUGCAUUUUGGCUCACAGGAACCACUACUGGUAAUUCCCGAGGACAUGUUAGAGGCGGAUAUGGAAUACACAUUCCGCCUCACUGUCAGCAAGCCAGGGAUGAGUCCGGAGUCUACGAAUCAGACUGUUUUAGUGAAGAAUGGCAGAAUCCCAAUGGUGCUGCUGGAAUGUGUUUCUUGCAAGGCUCAGUCUGUCUACGAAGUUAGCCAGAGCUCCUAUGUUUAUCUGGCGGGGACAUGCAGCAACUGUCAGGAUAACUCUCACACUGGGCACUGGACGGCCCUGAACUCGAACAACGAGUCUCUGGUGUUGAACAUGAGCACCACAACCACGGGGAGUAGGGGCAUGAACCUGGUGGUGCGCCAGGGGAUCCUGCGUGACGGAGAUGCCUACAUUUUCACCCUGCAUGUCACCGACCCCAUGAUGGAUGGCGUGGGUGUGGCCUCAAUUAAACUCAGACCUAACCUGCCCCCUGCUGGUGGGUCCUGCACACUACAUCCCCAUGCCACUGCCAGUGCCCUGACCACCAAAAUACAAUUCACAUGCACAGGAUACGAGGACUCAGAUGACGCGGAGACGCCGUUAGUCUACAGCUUGAUUGUAACCCGCUGCGUCAAGAGUUACUGCGAGGAGUUCUACGUGUACAAGGGAACCAGCUCGGAAUACUCAGCCUUUGUUCCCCCCGGAUUCCGCUCCAAUAACUUUAAGGUCGAUGUGUCGGUGAGAGUGGAGGACCACCAAGAAGCAUCCACUGUGGCGCUGAACCAGUCGAUGGUCAUUCGACUGCCCGAACCACCGCAGGGUUUUCAAAGCCUCACUCAGUGGCUGUAUAACCAAACCGAAACGGCCCUUAAGGAUCUGCUGAAGCAGGGAGAUCCCCAGCAGGUCCGCGAGUUCUCCCUGGCACUCAUCACCGUGCUCAACGAGUAUGAACAAACCGGGCCACCAUCCUUGGACUUGUGGAGAGAAAGAGAACAGCGCGUCAUCAUCCGCAGCAAUAUCACGCGAGCCCUGGUCUCUCUGGACGUCAACACGGUCAAUGACAUUAAACAGACAUCAGCGGCCUUGGCGCAGUGCACAACUGUCAGCAAGGAAUUCAUUUGCCAGGAGUGCCAGAAGAUUACACUUACCAAGCUGGAAUCCAUGCUGGACAUCCUGCAAAGUGACACAAGGCAGGGAACAGUCACCCCCACAGAAAUUGCCGAUAACAUCCUCAACAUAAUGGGAGAUCUGAUUCACCUGGUGAACCAGGCACCCCCCCAGCCAGCUGCAGAGGACAAGUUUAGCAUCAGCAACGAUCAGCUGCUGGUAGCCUCCAAAGCCUACAACCUGUCCUCCGAGCUGAUGAGGAUCCUCAUGCACUCCCGUGUGCUGAACGAGGAACCCCUCGUCUUCAACGGCUCGGAGAUCACCACGGCCGGCAAGCGCGCGGACCCCCUCAACUUGCUGUGCUACGUUGACGACCCCACUUGCCGUUUCUCCAUCCCGGAAAGCUUCAACACCACCUUCAAGGACGUGCCGCACAUCGUUCAGGUCCUCUUCCAGGUCGAGUCCAACCCUUUCCCCUUCGGGUACGUGGACAACUACACCGUUUCGACGGAAGUGGCCUCAAUGGAGUUCCAGACGGAAAACGGCACCCAGAUUCCCAUCUCCAGCUUGAGCGCAAACAAGGCCAUCACGGUGAAGGUGUCAAACGGUAAAGGAGUGAAGAAGAUCUUGUCUGGGGCGGCCAACAUCAGCGAGUGGAGCUCCGUGAUCGUGAUGGUCAGAACAGGCAACACUAACAGAGCAGCUGGGCUACAUGUGCAGCUCACAUUCACAGUGCUCAAUGAUGCUGGUGCUGUCAAGGGAACAGAGCCAUACAUUACUGCUUAUCUAAACAGCCACAGCAGGCCCAAUGAGCACAACUGCACAGCACAGAAGAAGAUCACCCUUAGCCUGAUUAAAGGGCUGGAUCACAAGCCAUACACUUUCUUCCUAUCUCCAGAGGCCUAUGACACAACGCAGGACUACUACGUGAACGUGACCAACGGCUGCCGGUCGUCUCCAGUGCGGCUGGAGGUCGGCGUCUACUCCUCCCUCUGUCAGUACUUCAACGCCGGCGAGCUGCUCUGGAAGACGGACGGCAUGGUGCCCUUGGAGGACACCACCAUGGGCAGGGCCGUCUGUCGCACGGAGCACCUGACCGCCUUCGGGGCCAGCCUCUUCGUGCCCCCGCAGUCCGUGGUCUUCAUCGUCCCUGAGCCGUCUCCAGAAAUGAGCUACAUUGUACUGCUGACGUGCGCAGUGAGCUUCGUCACUUUCUCCAUCGUGGCAGUCAUAGUGAGGAAGUUAGACCUGAUCGACAUCAAGCGCACGGGGGUCAUUCCCUUCUGCGGCAAGGAUGGUCUCUACAAGUACGAGGUCCAAGUGAAGACCGGCUGGGGGCGAGGGUCAGGCACCACGGCUCAUGUGGGGAUCAGCCUCUAUGGGAGAGAGGGCCGGAGUGGCCACAGACACUUGGACAGCGGCAGCGCCUUCACGCGGAGCAGCCUGGAUAUAUUUCACAUCUCCACAGACAGCAAUCUGGGCAGCAUCUGGAAAAUUCGGAUCUGGCACGACAACAAAGGACUGAGUCCCUCUUGGUACGUCCAGUAUGUCGUGGUAAAAGACCUGCAGACAAGCAACAAGUAUUUCUUCCUCAUUGAGGACUGGCUCUCUGUGGACAAUGACAAAACAGAAGGGAUGGUGGACAUAGAGGUUGAAGCUUCAACGGAUACCGAACUGCAACGCUUUUCCAGGAUCUUUGUGGCAGAGCUGGAAAGAGGCCUGUCAGAGAAGCACAUCUGGCUGUCUCUCUGGGAACGUCCUGCCCGGAGUCGAUUCACACGUCUCCAGAGGGCCACCUGCUGCUUCCUCCUGGUUCACCUGUUCCUCCUCGCCAACAGUGUGUGGUACGGCCUUGUGGGGGAUAAGAGCCGUAGAUACACACCUGUUUCCAACUUAACCUCUGUGAGUGGUGAGACAUUGGCUGUGGGGCUGGUGACCUGUCUCAUCAUCUAUCCCGUCUACCUGUUUGUGCUGGCUCUCUUCAGGAUGGCCCGCAGCAAGGUCUGUGUGGAGCAGCCUGUGCCUCAGCUUGACCAGGAGUCACUAGAGAUUGAUGAUUACCUGGAUAGCUCCAUUGCCGGCAGCUCCUUCCUCAUUUUCAACGGGAUUCCAGGGGAGACAUAUUCUGAGGAUACCAAUCUGGACGUACCAAUAGCUUCAUCAAAGAGUCUGCAGAAAACGAACUUCCAGGAGAGUGUGGCUAACUGGCCCGACCUUCUCAAAGACCCCUCCAUCAUGGUCGGUCACCUGCCCAAGCUGAAGAGGGGACAGGGCAGCCGCCAUCUCGGAGUGGACAUGACCCUGGCAUCGGAGGAGGAGGAGUACAACAACCGGAACAAGUACUUUACCGCUUCAGAUGAGGAUUUAAUAAAGAAGAUCUUAGCUGAUGGACAACUGCAGAUGUCUAAACUGCGAGAGGCUCAGCAAUACUUCUCUCAGACAGAGAGCGAAAUGGCAGACUUGUCCAGUAUUUUUGGAGACAAGACUGAAGUGAUCCUGCUCCAGAAGCUGAAUGAACCUGUUCCCGCUGGGACAAUAAGAAGGGACCCCCCCAAGUCUGCAUUCACUUCCAGAACUGUGGUGACAGAGCUGUCGAAGAGGAUGCUCUUCCCAUACUGGUGCAGUCCGGCUGCUCAUGUCCUGAGCCUCCUGCUCUGUGUCGUCUCCUCCGGUGUAUCCGUGUGGAUUGGGCUCCGGUUCAGCUCCAGCGUGGCCCUCAUGUGGCUCAUUUCCGGGAUCUUCAGCUUCCUGGCCUCCUUCUUUGUACUGGAGCCGCUGAAGAUCUUGGCGGAGGCUUUCUACUUCAGCCUGGUGGUGAAGAGAGUUCAGCCCGAAGAGCAGGAUACCCUGGUGGCAUGUCCCCGGGUGCUGCACGUGUCCGAGAGGAUUCAGAAAGUGCGCCCUCCGCAGGGCUUCGCUCUGUUCCAGGCCAGGGAGGAAGCCAAGAAAGUGAGAAUCCUUCACCGAAUGUUGACGAACUUCCUUGUCUACAUGCUGUUCCUGCUCGUCGUGCUGCUCAUUAACUACGGAGACUCGGCCAGAGAUGCCAGCAGCCGGCAGCUGCAAGCUUUGCUCCAGCAGAGGCUCCAUUCCGCCACUUUCAGCAGCAUCAGGAAACAUGAGGACGUCUGGCUGUGGCUGUCCGGCUCUCUGAUCCCAUACCUGUAUAACAAUGACACCCUGUUGAAAGAGACCAGCAGCAUCCUCCUGGGGUCUCCUCGCCUUCGACAGAUCCGCGCCCGGGAAGGCUGUACUGUGGAAGAUUAUUUCAAUACAGGCUUCCUCUUAGGAGAGUGCAAACAGUUUGCUUCCACUGUGGAUAAUGGAACGCACAGCAUUGAGUUGGACAGAUCAACCUCCAACCUGACUCAGAGAUGGGUCAGCUCCCCACCUGACUUCACAGGGGUUUGGUAUUGGGGUAAGCUCUCCAUUUAUAACAAUGGUGGCUAUAUCCAAGAGCUGAAGAGAUCUGCAGAUGUAUCCAAAGUAAUUCUGCAACACCUCCAGAACUUCAACUGGCUGGACAAAAUGAGCAAGGCUUUGUUUGUGGAGUUCACGCUGUACAACACCAAUACGGAUGUGUUCGCCGUGGUCACGUUCCUGGUGGAGUUCUCCCUCUCCGCUGGAACUCUGGCCAGCGUGGACAUCAAAGCCAUGAGUUUACGGAGACUGAGCUCCGGCCUCGACCUGCUGCUCCUCAUGAUGGUGUUCCUCUUGGCAUUUGCGAUUUACUUUUUGGCUCGUGAAGGCAUGGCAGUGAGGCGAGAGGGCUGUCGCUACUUCGCCCAGCCAUGGAACAUUGCUCAGUGGUGCACCAUCGCCCUCUCUCUGUCCACUGUGGUCGUGCACCUGAGCCGCGUGUCCCUCGCUGACCGGCAGUGGGACACCUUCCUCCAGCACCGGGAAGGCUUCACCGAUUUCUACAAGUUUGCCUUCCAGAGCACAGUCUUCACUGAACUGGCGGCUGUGCUGCUCUUUCUGCUGAUUCUGAAGGUCUCUCACCAGCUGCGGUUCCUGAGAGAGUGGUCCAUCUUUGGGAAGACCCUGCGCCGCGCGGCCAAGGACCUGCUGGCAGUGACGGUGGCUUUCGUUCUCCUGCUCCUGGCCUACUCCCAGCUGGGCUACCUGGUGUUCUCUUCUUCAGCGGAGGGCUACAGCAGCGUGGGCUCAGCCUUUCUCUCUCUUCUGGGCGUGCCGCAGGGGCUCCUGGCGCGGAGGCCGUCUCUGCCGCGGCCGUCCGCCCUCUCCCUGGCCUAUCUCAUCAGCUACGGGGUCGUCCAGGGCUGGCUGGUGCUCCGCCUGUUCCCCGCCGCCCUGCUCAGGAGCUACGCGCUGGUGCGCUCUGAGCUGUACAGGCCCGCCUUCGAGCCGCAGGACUACGAGAUGGUAGAGCUCUUCCUGAGGAGGCUGAAGGUGUGGAUGGGGCUCAGCAAGACCAAAGAGUUCCGUCACAAAGUGCGCUUCGAGGGCAUGGACCCCCUGCCAUCCCGCUGCUCCAGCGACUCCAAGUCCCUGUGCCCCCUGCCGACCCCGGACACGGCGUCGGACACGUCCUCGCGCCCCUCCUCCUCCAGCCCCUGCGGCCCGGCGGAGGCCCUGGGCCCGGCCCCGCCCCGGGAGAGAGCCGAGGCCGAGGCCACCCUCCGCCGCCUCCCGCCGGUGUUCGACGCCCUGCUCCUGCAGCUGGACCGCGUCAACAAGGUCACGGAGGACCUCUACCAGACGGAGUGCCGCCUGGAGCGGGCGCAGAGGCGGCUCAACCGCAGCAAGUGCCUGCAGGUGACGGAGGCCCUGCUCAGCAAGUACUGCCUGGUCAACAGGAGCGCCUCUGCUGGCAGAGGCCCGGCGGGCAGCCGCGGGCAGAAGCCCCCCGAGCUGCGGGCCAGGUCUCCGGGCGCGCGCCCCGGCCCACGCGACAGGGAGUCCGCCUGCGACGCGGACGCGGCGAUCCCCUCCAGUUUAUUCCGGCACCCCGCCCACACAACCACCAUCCCCACCAGGAAACGGAGACCCCCGCCCAUGAAAAACAAGGUGCACCCCAACACGGAUGUGCACGUGACCGGUCACCCAAAAAUGGAGGCUCUCUCCCGGCAGGGCAGCCAGCUGUGAGCGUCGCUUACAGCUGAGGGGGGUGGUGAAGGCUUCUUAAGGGGGAGGUUUUGAGAGGGUUACUCGAGCGCCACUGGGAUAAUCUCAUUGGCACCGAUUGCCAGAAGUCAAUCUUGUAACCAGGCCGCAGUAGCCGAAAUUGCCUCAGGUUUCUACCGAAAUGGCGCCCUGCUGAUCCCGGAAAUGGACAGAUUGAACGUGGCGGCGCGCUCUUUACCCUGUCGUGGUGUGCCCGAAUGAGAAAACAACAAAUAAAUUAAAAUGGGGAGGCUCAGCAGGGCGGUCGCUUCUGGUGCAGACCUGCCAGGAAUCAUCAGAUGGUUCUGCGGGAAAAUAAUCGGAUGAGCCGAUGAGCUGAUGAGCCGCAAUCACUUUCCCUCUUAAAAGGGGGAGCAGCUCUGAUGAGGAAGCGCUGUGUUAUCUCGUGGAAAGACUUGUGUUUUUAAGAAAGAAAGUCACAAAAGAAGCUACAACCUGCCCCGGAGGCCUGGUGGGAGCCUAACAACAAAGUUAAGGUGAUAGUGGCAUCAGGUCGUGUCAAGACUGUUUCCCACACAGCUCUUCACUGCAGGACUUCCAUUCUGAUUACUGUCCAGUUCUGCUUUAGAAUCCUAUUAGAUCUCUUCACCACAGGAAAAUAAUCCGAAGCCCUGAACAGUCCAUGAAUGUUCUGAUGUCUUUGAACAGCGGUUGUGGGGACCUUAGAGAAUUAUAUGGUACACAGUGAGGAUUUCAAGACGGUGCGGGUCGCCACUUUUUAUUCCAAAGACCCUGGAGGUCUGCGUGAAAAUGACAAAGCAUCGGUUGUGCUUUUAAAAAUAUCAAUUGAAAAUGAAUGGACUGCAAAAUUAACAAAGUACUUGCUUGGUGUACAAUUCUGUUCAACACGUUGCUCUAAAAGAAAACUAUUGGUGAUUAUUUUUCUUUUUUUAUAAAAAAAAAACUGGUGUAAGGUCAUUGUUCUGUUUCAGAGCAGUUUUGAGUUUUUGUAUUUACAUGUGUUUUCAGAUCAAGGUUGCAGAAAUCCAAUGGCCUGGUGCACUGCAGAAGGUAUAGAUGAUAACUGUGCUAUCAGUGCCCCCUCCCAGCUUUCACUGAAUUCUUAGCAAUUCUUAGGAAUCAAGUCCAUACAGUAAAGAUAAAUCGGAGGUAAAAAAGAAAGAUAUUGAUAACGUUUAUAUAAUAAUCAAGUGUUAUGGAUGUUUAUCCCUUAUUAUUGUCUCAGGUUGUUAUAUUCAACACAGGGGUGUCCAAUUCCCAGCAUGCAAAGGCUGUAGGAUCUUCAGAUGCUCUUCCCAACUUAACGACAUUAAUUCAGAUUUUCAACCACAAUGUCAACAGGCUUUAUUGGCGCGACUGAUCGAAUUAAUCUUGCCAGUGGAGUAGCAGUUAUCUAGACGGGUACAACAGAAAACAUGGUAUAAGUUCGCUAAGGAGUCCCAGAGUUGCUGAAUUGGAGGCCAAGCGGGCCAACUGUUUAAUGAAGUUAGAGUAACAGGACAUGUUUGGCAUUUUCAAAUAAUAAUUUACUGCUUCAGCCAACAGGAGCUCGUGUGGAUUAAACAUCUGAAGAAUCUGAACUGGGUCAACUGAACAUGGUUCCGCUACACUAUAUACAGUACAUCCGGUUGUUUCUCGGUUUGGGGGUUUUUCGGUUUCAUUGCGAGCCCACUGCGGCAUGCAGACGGCUCAUGUCAUCGAAAGCCCCACUGAGAAACCUGGGAGGGGGCGGGGGGGUAUACAUUGUGUUGCUUAAUGGUUCAAAACUAAUUUAAAAGCACUUUUAGUAAUAUAUUUUAAAAUAAUAAGCUUCUUACAGUUACUAUCGGAUGUAGCUGCACAGAUACGUUCCAUUACUAUUGCCAAAGCUUGCUAAGCAUUUAAUAGCACCGAGGAAGGAUUAUAAUAUUGUUAUUUUAACUUAAUUGUUGUCAUUUUAAUUGGUGUACCUAGCACUUUACUUUUAAAGGAUGCUAUUAUAAGAUGGCAUAUUUAAUUAUUUUUUUAAAAUCUAUAUUUGCAAGGUUCCUUUAUAGAAUACUAUAGCUGAUGUGCUUUAGGGUGUUGUAAUGUCACGCAGUCCUGUUCUUUUCUUUUCUUACUGGACAGCUUUUCUACCACAUUUAGUUUACUGUCACUUUUCUCAGGGAUCCCAAAACAGGAGUUUCUUUUAAUUCGGCUCAACCUUAUUGCGGUACAGGUCACAUCUGUAGUAUCUAAGGCCAAAGGCAGUUUUCGUACGCUAUGUUGGGUGUUUUUAGCAUACUGUAUUUAUCAGAAGGGCUUUGCAAGAGUAGCAUUAUGAUGUCGGGAAGGACCAUAAAUAUCUUACUGGGGGCGACAUUGUUCAUCUCUGAACAAAUAGGGCUUGAAAGUAGAGGACCAGAUCUAUAGAAUAGUAACUGAUAAUCAGUAAAGGUCUAAAGUGGUGAAUCACAUGAAAAUCUGGCAAGUGCAUUGAUUUUUGUCAACAUUAUUCAGAGACUAUGAGGCCCUUAGUGACUUUAACUUCUUAAUCACUGGACAUUAAAACGCAUUUUAGAGCAUUCCAGAAAAGCAAAUCAAUAUUUUACUAUAUGUAUUACUGCACUUAAAUAUGAGGUUUAAAAGAAGGCUUCAGAGCUGUGCUUUUGAGGUCCUCUGUUACUAUGGAAAUCUCAACAUUGAAGGACAGCGCUGUUCUAUACAGUACAGUACGCCCAAUUUUCAACUGGCCAACUCCUCUACAGAGAGUCAUUGAAGAUUAGACUGGAGCAAAUGGUUCUGGCAGGUGUGAACUUUGGACGGUAGCAGUAGGUCAGAUUGUUUUGGUUGUUGUUAUGUUGGUCGUUUUCGUGCUGCUGGUUCUUAGCACCUAAUGUACGAAUUUAAGAUCGGGUUAAAAAACUAAUACAAAGUGACUGGCUCAAGGCCAUUUAAUGUGGGACUAGUAAUGUGGGAACAGAAAGGGUCUUCAGUGUUUUACCAGUGUCUUAAUAUGUCAGAAAUUAUUGAUCUUGAAGAGUUCAGUGCAAGUACUUGGUACCUGAAUAAAAAAACAACAUAUACAACAGUUAUCACAGUUGGGUUUAACAAUCUUUUUUUUUAUUUAUGGCCAGUUAUUAUUGUUAAUAGUUCAGUAAAAUUUCUCAGGGCAGGUGUGUUCCUCCUUUUUCUGUAACUGGUAUUCAUUAGUCAUGAAGACAUAUUUAUUUUGUGCUUAAUGAAACAGAACUUAUCACAUGGAACACAGCACACAGAAUCCCUUACAGGACUAAAUUUGAUAACAUUCAGGUAAUGUGAAUAGAAUUUGCACUGAACACUUCAUUUUUUUAAUAAAAAAGGGUGAUUUGCAGUAAUAAGCAGGACUUAAAUAAAACUCCAAUGAUUUAAAGAAUGUAGAUGUCAAUACGUUUGUACCUAAGAACCUUAUAAUGAAUUAUAGCCAUACUCCUUAAGAAGCAUGCUUUACAAUUUAAACACUAGUAUUCACAUUUGUAUUUCAGAAUUACAAUAUAUACAAUCAGCAAUUGUCAUUAAGCUCGACUGUUUUUUCGAUGUAUAUAUGUACAUAUUUUUGAGUCCCGCUGUAAAUAUUUUAUUGUUCCAUACAUUGGCUACAGUACAGUCAGAGCACUGAGUAUGCAAAACCAUUGAAACCAAUUUUAGAUUUGUACUGAGGUAAGAAAAUUUAGGUAUUUACAUCAAUGUAUUUCAGGAAAAGAGGUUUUGUUUUUGACAAAAUGUAUGUGUAAAAGAAACAGCAUUCUUUCAAAGUAUAGUAAGGGACAAGGUUCAGGUGGAAAGUUAUUCACAGUUUUUGGCACAGAAUCGGCAUUUAGUUAAACAAUUAGACUGCAUAUUUGUACUUAGAAAAGCAUCUAUUUUAUAAAUCAUAUGUACUUAAGUGCAAAUCGAUGACUGAAACUCUUUUAGGUGUCUUCUGCUUAAUUGUUAAUUAUCCACACAGUUGUUAAAUGGUACAUUAAUCUCCAUUUGUUGUAAUUAAAUAGAGGCAUUACAGGGAAUGUUGAAUAUGCUGAAUGUGUCAAAUCUAUUGGUGUAAGUUAACUUUGCUCUGGGGCUAACAUGGUGCAUCGUUUGUUAAACAGUGUAACACAUCUUGCGUUAUUUUCAUAGAGAUACAGCAGUUAGGAGUAUCUGAAAUUUGCAACAAGUAUUUGAUAAAUCUUUUAGGAAAAGAUAACAGCUUUGUAUAUACAUGUAACAUUAUGCAAACUUAUUUCUGACUAUUGCAUUUUCCUGUACACAAAUGUUAAUACUGUAGCUGCAAAAAAGCCAGCGUACCUAUUUGGAAAACAGCAGGGCUGUUACUAAAAGCUUUUCAAUAUGGUUUGUCCCUCAGAUUUGCCAGGGUACAUUAUUCUUGCUUGGCGGGCACAAUAUUAAUAUAAUUGCAUCUCUUCUUUUUCUCCUCCUGUAAUCUUCUGUCCCAGUUUUGUCAUUAAAGGUCUUUGAAGUAUUUUAUUUUUUAGACGGCGGCAAUUUGCACAUCGGAGGGGAGUAGGAUUUAGAAGGCAAGACCCUGCUGCAUCUGAGAUUUGAAAGAGGGGAUUUUAUGGCCAUGGUGUGUUCUUUGGGGCUUACCGAAAGCGUUAAUAAAGAUAAAUUGGAGUUUGAGUGGUUUGCAAAGCAGGUUGUUUGCCCUUGGCCAGAUUCGUCUUGGUGCCACCAUAGCGUGUUCUGAUAGUGUCCUGGAACACAGCAGAGAGAAAUCUUCAGUCUCCACCUGAUGCGCCUGUUUCACAGGGGUCUAGGACUGCUGGGCACAGACAGGUGCCAACCCACCCACCUCCUCUGUGUUCAUGCACCUGAAGGGGGAGCCAGGCCUGUGAGCCUUUUCAUUUUUACUUUCUGUUUCAGAGAGAGCAAACACAAAGACAACAUUUGACCUACUUCGUAGGUCUCGGGGUUAAACAGGAAAGCAGGUGGUGCAUAUCAGGUAGUCAAACUACAACAGGCAACAAAUAGCAUAUGAAAUUCAUCUAGUCAAAACUAAGAAUUGCCCCAUGGAAAGAUCAGUUUGCAAUACGGUUAUUUCUGUAUCACCAGCAUAAACGAGUUUGUGUAAAGAUGCUUAUACAAGUAAUAAGGACCUGCUUGGGAAGUAGGAAAACUGUUUAUACAGUUCUGUAUUCAUGGUGCCAAAGCGUGUUCAGGAGCUGAGUGAUGUUUUUUUGAAACGAUGCUGUUGUAAAAUGUUUUGUUGUUGUUGUUGUUGUUGUUGUUGUUGUUUUGUUUGCUUGCUGUAGCACUUCCCAUGCUUUGCACUUGACAAAGUCCACGUUUUGAUGGCUGACCUUUGGGUAUUGUGUACGACAAGAAAUACAAAAUAAAUGCCUACUUAGUCUUUCUACAAAACUGA
Molecule: messenger RNA, 18830 nt
Organism: Lepisosteus oculatus (spotted gar)
Lineage: Eukaryota; Metazoa; Chordata; Actinopteri; Semionotiformes; Lepisosteidae
Gene: pkd1a
Product: polycystic kidney disease 1a
Biological process (GO): calcium ion transport; kidney development
Cellular component (GO): plasma membrane
Molecular function (GO): protein binding; monoatomic cation channel activity
Source: RefSeq, a predicted model, not a curated record